CGCGAACUGCUAUAUAAAGUCCGCUCCAAGUUGAACCUGGCCAUCAGUUGAAACAACCUCUUCUCUAGAGCAACGAAGUCUCAACACUCAUCAUGAAGUUGAUCAGUCUCGCACUGGCUCUCCUGCUGGUCUUGUCCGCCGUCCUGUCGCCCAGCCAAGCCUCGCCGGACGCCCGAGCAGACCCGAAUCCAUUUUUCUUCAAAAAGAAGAAGUAUGGCUAUGGCAGCUAUGGCUAUGGCGGCUAUGGCCACGGCGGUUAUGGCCACGGCGGUUAUGGCGGUUAUGGCCACGGCGGAUAUGGCAGUUAUGGCCACGGCGGAUAUGGCGGUUACGGCAUAAGGAAAUACUGGUGAAGGAAGAGACUUGCUCUACAGAAUACAAUUAUCUCGUCGAAAACUAUUAAAUAAAACUAACUAAGCCAAGUUGUUA
Messenger RNA from Penaeus chinensis, 429 nucleotides. RefSeq names its product neuropeptide-like protein 28. Lineage: Eukaryota; Metazoa; Arthropoda; Malacostraca; Decapoda; Penaeidae. The transcript is spliced from 2 exons. Bases 93 to 353 code for a protein of 86 amino acids. The record is from RefSeq and is a predicted model, not a curated record.